UAAAUAAUUAUAAAGGGGCUGAGGGUCUAUAGCUCAGUGGUAGGGUGCUUUUAUAACAUGCACACACAAAGUGUAAAGUUAAAAUAGAAUAGACAUUUUCUAGAUCUGAUAUAAGCCUGGCUGAGGGGAGGUAAGAAAAUCAACUGAAAUAAAAUAAGGAAACCAGUAAAGAACCUAGAAAGGAAAAUUAUUUUUAGUCAAUAAUUAGAUAAGACAGCAAGCAGGAAAGCCAACGCAGGGUCCGCAGGCCACCAGAAAGUUCCACAAGCUUUAGGCAUGCGCAGAAGAUGCUUGCUGAAUGGUCUGUCUCAGUGCAAUGACGCAUCCAGUGGCGCGCGUCUAAUGACGUGUGCAGUGACGUCCAACGCAUGCGUCUGCCGGGAAACAGCACUUAACGCCUCGCCUCAGACGACGGCCAGCUCUUCUCCGAAGCGCACGCUUUUCGUCGAGCUCUCGGGUUUGUUUAAUUCUGUUGUUUUGUCAUUGUUAUGUUGUUUUGUCAUUGUUGUCCUUGUUUCUAAGCACGCAAGUGCGUGCUUUUCUUCCCUGAUUAUUUUUCUACUCCACAGCCAUCUCCCACCGGCUUGCUACCCAGUACCGCUACGUGGGUCUCAGCCAUGGCCUCAGAGAAUCUUCUCUGUAUCACCACAGAAAAUGCAGAGAUUCCUGCUGAUUUUGUAGACCUGAAGCCACAUAAUGUAGAAGCGGUUUCUGUGGAAACCAGCUCAUUCCCGACCAUCGAAGUGUACGGAGACACAAGUGUCGAUUGGGCGCGUGGUGGCCACUGCCACUCUCCUUUUAUCGCUCUGCAGCCUCUUGAGGGCACCCUGAGUAAUGGGGAGCACGAUCAGGAUAUGAUCAUCAUCGAGACACGAGAGGAGGUGGUGGACUUCCAGUACUCAGACAACCUGCUAUUCAGUUCUGAAUUCGAAAGCCAAAUGGCUGUUCCAGGUAUUGAUGAAGAUCCCUAUCUCCAGCCGACCAAUGCCUCCUUGUCAGGCUUCGUGGCGGCAGAGAACGAUCAAGGUGAGCUCAGUCGCUAUGAAGGGAAUCUCUGUAGUUUGACGACCACUAUCGAGGCUGGCGUACAAGAAGGUGUGAGCCGUGACCUGGGCGGCAAACAAUGGGAGCAGAAGCAGGUGGGAAUAGAAGUUCUUGAGGGAGAAUUACCCUCCACCGUGUGGGAGGCCAAUGGACAAAAAAAUCCCGUGCCCAAAAGGCAGGCUGACGACUCACCUCCUGAUUACUCUGCGUAUAUGACGGGAAAAAAAUUUCCUCCUGAAGGAAUACCUGGCAUUGACCUGUCUGAUCCCAAACAGCUGGCAGAAUUUACAAGCAUGAAGCCCAAAAAGCCCAAAGGAGACUAUCCAAGACCUAUAGUUUGCUCUCAUACAGGCUGCGGGAAGAUGUUCAAGGAUAACUCCUCUAUGAAAAAGCACUUAAACAUCCAUGGGCCUCGAGUGCAUAUCUGUACAGAAUGUGGCAAAGCUUUUGUUGAGAGUUCGAAGCUGAAGCGUCAUCAGCUGGUUCACACUGGAGAGAAGCCCUACCAGUGUACCUUUGAAGGCUGUGGAAGACGCUUUUCCCUUGAUUUCAAUCUGCGCACUCAUGUCCGAAUUCAUACCGGAGACAAGCCGUUUGUGUGCCCGUUUGAUGGCUGCAACAGGAAGUUUGCUCAGUCGACCAACUUGAAAUCGCAUCUCUUAACACAUGUUAAGAGCAAGUAAAAAGAAGUGAGAAGAUCCUUCUGAAGCCUGGGAAGUAUUUUACAGUGAUGUGCCUGGGAAUAAUAUGCCUCUUGUUUGAAUAGUUUCUAGGAAAGUUAUUGCAAAUGAAUUCUACAGAUCUGAGGUUUAUCUUUUGAUAGAGUAAAAGUUAAAAGUUUUAUGUUGAUUAGAUGCCCCAUUUUGUGCUGCAGUGAAGUUUUGUUAAGUUUGGUUUCAACAGGAUAGACUAACCUCACAUUGAUGCUAUGUGUUUAGUACUAAUAUACUUUUCGAAGCUUGGUUUCAACUAAUUCACGAACCUCAUAUUGUUGCUAAAGAUGACUUUUUUUUGCUGGAGUUCUUCGUUUCAACAGGAGACUAAAUCGUGAACUUCAUAUUGCUAAAAUACCCUGUCUUCUGCAGUAGUAUUUUUAUGAAACUGGUUUCAACAAGAUACUAAUUCACAAACUAGAUAUGCUAAAGUGACCGCUUUUAGUCCACAGGGGUGUUUUUAUGAAACUCGCUUUCAACAGGAGACUAACUCAUGAACCACUUUGUUUCUAAAGAUGGCCUGUGUUAUUUUGCUUUGAAGUGUUUAGAGAAGCUUGAUUUCAACGUAGAAUAACUCACAAACCUCAUUGUUGCUAAGAUGCUCUGUGUUUUCUGUGAGGUGAUUUUUUUUUGUGUGGUUUGGUUUUCAACAGGAUACUACAUCAUAAACCUCAUAUUGCUAAGGUAUUCUGUCUUCCUCUGAUGUGUUUUUAUAAAGUUUGAACAAGAGAUGGUUUCAUAUGCUAAAAUGACUGCUUUAUUCUGUGGUGGCGUUUUUAUGAAACUUGCUAAUUCAUGAUCCUCAUAUUGCUAAGGUGUCCUGUAUUAUUCUACAGCAGUGUUAUUGUAAAGUUGGUUUUGACAGGAUAAUAAUUCAUGAACCUCACAACAUAAUGAUGUUAAUAUGCCCUGUUUUGUUCUGCAGUGGUGUUUCUAUGAAGUUUGGUUUUAACAGGCAACUAAUUCACAAACCCAUAUUCUCAAUAAGUGGCCUGUCUUAUUUUGCAGUCGUGCUUUUGUGAAGUUUGGUUUUGGCAGGAGAAUCACUCAUGAAAUUCCUGUCAAAUUACAUUUCUUUAUACAACUGUGUUAAAAAUGUGACUUUUGCAUUCUUAUUAAUAUGAAGUUUACUUACUAAUAUUUUUAAUUGUGUGUUCUAAGUGCUCAUGUUUACUUUUAGGAAUGUGCUUAGUAAUUGUAUAUAUGUUUUCUGUGGAGUUGAUGUUGUAAAAUAUAGUCUUUAAAGCAUGGGCAGUUUUGUACAUACAUAUUCUGAUAAAUGUUAUAGGUUUGUUUGCUGUCUUAAUUUUAGCAGUAUUCCUUGAUGUCAAGACAUUUUUUGUAAAUUUCUUUUAGCUGUAUUAUACAGUGUAGAAUAUUAGAUGAUUUAAUCAUAUUAGCCAGUUUAAGCAACUUUUAAUCACUUUAUGCCUUCCCCUUAUACUGCCUAAGGUGCUGUUGUUGAGUAUAAUUUCUUUGAUCAAUUGAGAAUAGUGUUUGAUUUAAUAAUAUUUUGUCUUCAAAUCGAUUGCAUGUUUGGUGUGUACUUUUGUGUGAUAGAAAAAGCAAAAAUAAAGUAACGGUUUGGAGCGUUAAAAACAGCUUGCUUGUGUGAGUAUGUUAGCUAGAAAAUAAGAGGAAAGUGUUGCUGGUGUCAGGUCAGUAACAUCAGUAAUAGUAAUUCCAACAGAACAUCUGGUAGUGCACGGAACAGUGACAAAAAUUAUUUAGCCAAACUGUCUUUUGUGUCACUAUUAAAAAACUGUGCUCUUGAGAAAGCAAAAGUGGUAAGAAGUAUUUCGGAAGUAUACUAGUAAACAAAGCAUUAACGGCCAAGAGUUUGUUUAGAUGAGUGACACGUGUCUGCUUCACACAUGUCCGUUUUCGCCUAGCCAUCAUUGGCAAAUUCAGAAUUUAGAGGGUAAUAGUACCAACUGCAAGCUUGAAAGACAAUUGAGAAGUACCCAUAAAGUCGAGAAACCAGUGCUGUCAUGUGACCCCACAUUUGUUCACUUGUCCAUGCCUGUUUCUUUUACUAGCGACAGGGCAGUAUUAUGAAUUAGUUUGUUCAGAGAAAAUGCUAGUGCGUGAAAUAAAGAGGGGGAUUUCCUUGGUUUUGAUUGUUCUGCUUGUUUUUUAGACAAGAUCUUGCUCUGUAGUCCAGGCUGCCUUGAAUUUUCACAAUGUAGUCCUUGCUGGCCUGUAACUUACAGCAGUUGUGCCUCAGCUUCCCAAAGGCUGAGAUUAUAGGCAUAACCCUCCAGGUUUAUAUUGAUUUAUCUUUAUUUUUUAAUAUUCUGUUUGAUGAGGUUAGGAAAGAGGUGGGUGUGGCCAUGUGCAUGCUGUGACAUACCUUUGAA
Messenger RNA from Arvicola amphibius (Eurasian water vole), 4117 nucleotides. It is a transcript of the gene Yy2, whose product is annotated as YY2 transcription factor. The transcript has a single exon. NCBI's taxonomy places the organism in Eukaryota, Metazoa, Chordata, Mammalia, Rodentia, Cricetidae. The record is from RefSeq and is a predicted model, not a curated record. Gene Ontology annotation, molecular function: RNA polymerase II cis-regulatory region sequence-specific DNA binding; DNA-binding transcription factor activity, RNA polymerase II-specific. The coding region runs from base 618 to 1727 and encodes 369 amino acids. Gene Ontology annotation, biological process: regulation of transcription by RNA polymerase II. Gene Ontology annotation, cellular component: PcG protein complex; transcription regulator complex.